Molecule: messenger RNA, 1262 nt
Organism: Chlamydomonas reinhardtii
Lineage: Eukaryota; Viridiplantae; Chlorophyta; Chlorophyceae; Chlamydomonadales; Chlamydomonadaceae
Exons: 4
Coding region: 34-780 (248 amino acids)
Source: RefSeq, a predicted model, not a curated record
AUCUUCCGCCCCAUCAGGGACUGGGGAGCCCUGAUGGCCUCCCUCAUCGACGAUGAGUCGGGCUCAGCGGCAGAAAAGGCGCGCGCGGAGUACCAGUGCGGGGCGGUGGUCAGUCUGCUUGCGGCGUUGGGAUUCACGCUCAGCCUGCAGAAGUGCCAACUGGUACCAGCCCCGCGCGCCCGCUUCCUGGGCUUCGAGGUAGACACGGACGCCCUGGCGUUCUCGGUGCCGGCAGACAACCGCCUGACCGCGCGCGCGCUGGCGGGCAAGGAGUCAUGGGAUGCCUGGGUAGCAGAGGCACCAGCGGUGCUGCGACAGGCGCGCCUGUUCCUGGGCCCGCUGUACAUCAAGAACGGCCAGACGUCGUUGGGCGAAGUGUGUGGGAAGUGCGGGCGGCGCUUGCUCGGCGACGGGCAGCGCUGCCUGCAGGCGGUCGUAGCUCACGUGCUCACCAAGUCCAAGUGCGCAACCACUGCGGGACGGUGUGGGGACGUGACGUCAACUCCGCAACCAACAUCCGGCACGCGCUGGUGGAGAUGCUGCUGGGGCACACGCGACCUGCAUCACUGCAGAGUGCAGACUGGCGGCGGUGGCGGCGGCGGCGGCGGCGGUGGCGGCGGCGGCGGUGGCGGUGGCGGCGGCGGCGGCAGCGGCGGCGGCAGCGGCAGCGGCAGCGGCGGCGGCGCGUGUGCGCAUCUUGGUAGCGGAGGGGGCGGGAAAGGCCACGUGGAGGAGGAGAGCGCAGCGCCGCCCAAGAAGCGGCGCAAGCGCGCAGGCUGAGGAGCCGGCUGGUGUCAAGGUAGCGGUUCGCGGUGGGGCUGGCAGGGCAUGCGUAGCGGCAUGACAAGUAGUGCGGCUGUUGCUGCGUCUGGCUACGGUUGGCUCUGCUGUGGCAUCGCGAUAGCUAGAUAGGCACCUGGUUUGGCUAUGUGCCUGUGGAAACCGACCCCGGCUAUGUCCGGGCGAUGAGGUUGUUCGGCCUCAGACUGUGGAGGGGCUCAGCCCAUUUUUGGGCUGAGCCCCCCCAGCGAAGCGUUCCAGGGGGGGGGCGAAGCCCCCCAGGAACACCCCUGUCCGUGCGUGCGUGCGUGCGUGGUGUCGGCAAAACAUAGCAUACUGGCGCAAACCGCGAGUGCUACGUAUUAGUAUUUGUUAAUGCCUAUUGCAUGUAAAUAGGUGGCAGGGAAAAUUCGGGCGGAGCGAGAAGUGCCUUCGCGCGUCCAUGGACAAUUGACUUUCGCGAGGUCGCGAGGAAAGCAUCC